Molecule: messenger RNA, 3476 nt
Organism: Carlito syrichta (Philippine tarsier)
Lineage: Eukaryota; Metazoa; Chordata; Mammalia; Primates; Tarsiidae
Product: zinc finger protein with KRAB and SCAN domains 8
Exons: 6
Coding region: 258-1994 (578 amino acids)
Biological process (GO): central nervous system development; regulation of transcription by RNA polymerase II
Cellular component (GO): nucleus
Molecular function (GO): DNA-binding transcription factor activity, RNA polymerase II-specific; RNA polymerase II cis-regulatory region sequence-specific DNA binding
Source: RefSeq, a predicted model, not a curated record
AAGAUGCGUGCUGGCCGGUGUUGUGCCUCCGCAGGUUUGGAACUUGGUGGCUGGAGAGACCUGGUCCGAGCGCCGCUUUCGUCCCUUUUUAACCCCAACCCUCCGGGUCUUUUUACCCUUUGCAGCCUUCUUUCCCCACCCCAGGCCGCCUCUGGGACUCACGAAGUACCAUUAGAAAAGAGGCCCUCAGAAGAUUCUUCCCUUAAGAAGAUAAAGAAAGUAGUGGAAACGAGCCUCCUGAGCUUUUCAGGCCCUAAAUGGCUGAAGAAUCAAGAAAGCCUUUAGCCCUGUCCCCACCAGACCAGGCUCCUGAAGAGGAUCUUGUAAUUGUCAAGGUAGAGGAGGACCAAGGUUGGGACCAAGAAUCUAGUCUGCAUGAAAAUAACCCUCCUGGCCAAGAACUAUUCCGCUUGCGCUUCAGGCAGUUAUGCUACCAGGAGACGCUAGGACCCCGAGAAGCUCUGAUCCAACUCCGAGCACUUUGCCAUCAGUGGCUGAGGCCAGAUUUGAACACCAAGGAGCAGAUCCUAGAGCUGUUGGUGUUGGAGCAGUUUUUGACCAUCCUGCCCGAGGAGCUCCAGACUCUGGUUAAGGAGCAUCAACUAGAGAACGGAGAGGAGGUGGUGACCCUAUUAGAGGAUUUGGAAAGGCAGAUUGAUAUAUUAGGACGACCAGUCCCAUCCCGUGCACAUGGACAUAGGGUACUCUGGGAAGAGGUGGUACAUUCAGAAUCUGCACCAGAGCCUCCACGUACUCAGCUCCAACCUGUGACAACCCAGCAUAAAUCUCCAGUGCCCCAAAGGCCACGAGAGAGAGCCAUGUCUUCUUCUCAGAGUCCUACCCCUUCCCAGAAAGGAAGUUCUGGAGACCAGGAAAUGACAGCUACACUUCUCACAGCAGGGUUCCAGACUUUGGAGAAGAUCGAAGAUAUGGCUGUGUCCCUUAUUCGAGAGGAGUGGCUUCUUGAUCCAUCACAGAAGGAUCUGAGUAGAGAUAGCAGGCCAGAGAAUUACAGGAACAUGUUCUCCCUGGGUGGUGAGACCAGGAAUGAGAACAGGGAAUUAACUUCAAAACAGGUAAUAUCUUCUGGAAUCCAACCACAUGGAGAGACAGCUGCCAGAUGCAACGGGGAUGUUAUUGGGGGUCUUGAGCAUGGAGAAGCCCAAGACCUUCUGGGCAGAUUAGAGAGGCAGCGGGGAAAUCCCACACAAGAGAGACGGCAUAAAUGUGAUGAAUGUGGGAAAAGCUUUGCUCAGAGCUCAGGCCUUGUUCGCCACUGGAGAAUCCACACUGGGGAGAAGCCCUAUCAAUGUAAUGUUUGUGGUAAAGCCUUCAGUUACAGAUCAGCCCUUCUUUCACACCAGGAUAUCCAUAACAAAGUAAAACGAUAUCACUGUAAGGAGUGUGGUAAAGCCUUCAGUCAGAACACAGGCCUGAUCCUGCACCAGAGAAUCCAUACUGGGGAGAAGCCGUAUCAGUGCAAUCAGUGUGGAAAGGCUUUCAGUCAGAGUGCAGGCCUUAUUCUUCACCAGAGAAUCCACAGUGGGGAGAGACCCUAUGAAUGUAAUGAGUGUGGGAAAGCUUUCAGUCAUAGCUCACACCUCAUUGGACAUCAGAGAAUCCACACUGGGGAGAAGCCCUAUGAGUGUGAUGAGUGUGGGAAAACCUUCAGGCGGAGCUCACAUCUGAUUGGCCAUCAGAGAAGCCACACCGGGGAGAAACCCUACAAAUGCAAUGAGUGUGGGAGGGCCUUCAGUCAAAAGUCAGGCCUUAUUGAACAUCAGAGAAUCCACACUGGAGAAAGACCCUAUAAAUGUAAAGAAUGUGGGAAAGCUUUCAAUGGGAACACUGGUCUCAUUCAACAUCUGAGAAUCCAUACAGGGGAGAAGCCUUAUCAGUGUAAUGAGUGUGGAAAAGCCUUUAUUCAGAGGUCGAGUCUCAUUCGACAUCAGAGAAUCCACAGUGGUGAAAAAUCUGAAUCUUUAGGAGUUUAGGAAAAGCUUCAGUCAUAGUUUGAGCACUGUUCAACAUUAGAGAAACCACAAACUGCUGAGAAGUCUUUCAGUGUAGUAAAAAGGCAGAUAGCUUGUCAUCAUUGCAACUUUAGUGUCAGAAUCUGUAGUGGAGGCAAAGUUAGGAUAGCUCUUUAGUAGUUUGGGCCCCGGGCCUUGAUGCAAGUUGAUUAGCUUGACUGUCUUUGGAGGUGUCUGAUGGAGCUCCCAAUGGCCUAAUAUAUUCUUUAGAAAUUUAAAAUAGCAUUAGAGCAAGUUGCUUGUUGUGGCUUGAGGCACUUUGUCUUUUGGGUGAGUAGCUAUAGAUCUGAGAGAGACUGCUACUCCUAGUUCCUCUGCUUCUUCCCAUCUCCUGUGAUCCCCUUUCCCAUUUUUUUCCUGGAAGGUACCCUUGUACUCCUAAUCUGAUCUAAGAAGCUGCUCUAGAAUCUGAAGCAGCCUCUAUGUGAAACUUAUAUUUUUAUUUAGCUUUCUAAGACCCUAGUUCUAGGAAAAUUUUAUAGACACUUAACAUAUUUAUGGUUAAGUGCGAUUUUUUUAUUCUGAUAUUCCUUCUAGUUGAUAGAAAUCCAUAUUUCCAUAUAAACUCAGAAUGCUAUAUUUUUAACAGCACUCCGGCAUUUUUCUUCAUGUAUCACCUUCACUGACUCCACUGAGUCAUUGAGCAUCUGUACAUAUCCUUCACCACCCCCAGUCCCAGUACCUGUGUCAGCAAAGGAAGUGGAUUCAUUAGUGAUGGUUGUGGGAGUGAUGCAGAGAAAGAGGUGAGUAGAGACUCAGCCCAGCUGCUCUUAAGCUUGGAUAGUUAUACCUUUUGGUGACUUCUGACUCUCCUUCUACCUCUUACCUGUAUACUGUGGUACAAAUAGAUAUUUGCACUAUCCUAUUUUUAUAGCAUCAGAUAGGAGGAGAAGUCAGAAUUGCUUGAAGAAGACAUAACAAUUCUUAUAAAGAAUAUAUACUCAUUGUUUUUGGCCCAUUACAGUAUAUUGCUCUCUCAGGUUACUUUCAACCUGCACAAACUCACUGAUGAGAUGGUCUGUCACUUGUCAUUACCUUGGUUCCACUGCUUCAGAUGGCCUCAGUACCUUACUUAGUAUUCUCCAUUAUUGCCACUAGUUGAUAGAAUUUUCAUAAUUAUGAGGUAAUUAUGAUACUUACCUCAUAAUUUCCUAUUCUUUUGAAUUUUGGUGCACUCCAUCUGUAAUCUACCGAUAAAGAUACAUUAUUAAGCUCAUCAUCACCAGGCACUAUAUUUCAUCCUUGAGGCUUUCAAUAUACUAAGGAAUACUGCAUAAAGUAUAGUAACAUGCUAGAACCAUUAUGGAUUGUCCUUUAAUUAGGUAGUUCUUGUUAUUCCAAUAGUGUUACUAUUCCUCCAGAUAUUUGGAGCACUUAGAAUUCCUAUUUAAUAAGCUUUAUAAGAAAACCCUCUGUUACUCUUACACUUCCUUUAAACUUUUU